AUGUUUUCUGAUCAUUUUAAUUUAGAUUCUGUUGCACAUUCAAACGUGGUGAAAGAUGAACAUUCACCAAAAUUUUUGCCGACUCUCGAAAUUUGGAAGCAUCCUAAUAGCGAAAACUUUUACAAUUGCAUGGGACGAACAAAGAAUGAUAAACGAAAUGGAAGCUCUACAAAUGGCUAUCUUUUGGUUCAUGCCAAUGGAGGAUUAAAUCAAAUGAAAACUGGAAUAAGUGACAUGGUUGCAAUUGCGAAAAUUAUGAAUGCUACUCUUGUUGUGCCUACAUUAGAUCAUAAUUCUUUUUGGACAGAUCCUAGUGAAUUUAAAGACGUUUUUAACUUGAAGAAUUUCAUUGAAGUUUUAAAUGAUGAUGUUCAAAUAGUGGAGUCUUUACCACCAGAAUUAGCAUCAAUUAAACCAGUUCUGAAGGCCCCUGUUUCUUGGUCCAAGGCAAAUUAUUACCAAAGAGACAUGUUACAAUUAUUGUUGAGAAACAAAGUAAUCAAAUUUACUCAUACCGAUUCUCGCCUAGUCAAUAAUGGUCUAGCUAACUCAAUUCAAAAAGUGCGUUGUCGUGCCAUGUAUGAGGCACUUAGGUUCGCAACCCCAAUUGAAGAGCUUGGAAAUAAGUUGGUCAAUAGAAUUAGAACCAACAACACCCCUUACAUCGCCCUCCAUUUAAGAUAUGAAAAGGACAUGCUAGCAUUCACAGGGUGUAGUCACAACCUUACAAAAGCAGAAGCUCAAGAACUAAAACAAAUGAGGUACCAAGUAAAACAUUGGAAAGAAAAAGAUAUUGAUGGAAGAUCAAAGAGAUUAAAGGGUGGCUGCCCUAUGACACCAAGAGAAGUUUCUGUUUUUCUUGAAGCACUUGGUUAUCCUCUUGAUACAAAAAUUUAUGUAGCAGCUGGAGUUAUUUAUGGGUCAGAAGGAAUGAAACCACUUCAAAACAAGUUUCCUAAUUUGUUAUGGCAUUCCUCUUUAGCAACAAAAGAAGAAUUGAAACCCUUUGAAGGACACCAAAAUCAACUUGCUGCUCUUGAUUACUACAUAACUGUUAAAAGUGAUGUUUUUGUUUAUAGUCAUGAUGGGAAUAUGGCUAAAGCUGCUAGAGGUCAUAGAAAAUUUGAAGGAUUCAAAAAGACCAUCAACCCUGAUAAGCAUAGAUUUGUGAAGUUGAUUGAUCAAUUGGACAAUGGUUUAAUUUCUUGGGAGGAUUUUUCAUCAAAGAUUAAGAGCAUACAUUCAAAAAACAUUGGAGCUCCUCAAACUAGAAAAAUCAAACGUCACCCAAAAUUAGAAGAGAGUUUCUAUGCUAACCCUUUUCCUGGUUGCAUUUGUAUAAAACCACAACUUGAAAUGAUGACUGAAGUUACAAGUCAUCAUAAUGACUUCCGAUUAUUUUAG
Molecule: messenger RNA, 1404 nt
Organism: Lathyrus sativus (Indian pea)
Lineage: Eukaryota; Viridiplantae; Streptophyta; Magnoliopsida; Fabales; Fabaceae
Source: the annotation of a GenBank genome assembly